AUGGUCACCAAGGUGGCCGAGGAGGUCGAGGCGGAAAUUCAGGAAGACAGCAUUCACGGCAUGAUCGAGGACAUGGACAUAGGGCUGGAGGAGGUGGUCGAGGAAGAGGAGGCAGGGGAGGGCGAGCUGAGCGCCGGAGGACUCAAAGUAAGCGGCAUUGGAUUGCUCGCUGGAAAAAGAGUCAUUCCUGUGAACGAGCCGCAGCACCAUCAAAAGGAGAGAUCUGGAAAAGGAGAAGUUUACAGGCGGAUACAAAUGUCAAAGGACCCUCAGUGGGGACGGUCGGAUCGCGGCGGCCGAGGCCGUUCGCAAUCUGGAUCUGGAUCUGGAUCUGGAUCGAGAGGAUCGGCGAGAGGAAGGGGAAGAGGACGAGGUAGGGGUCCGAAUACCGUCAUGUUCAACAGGGCGACUCAACUCACUAACCCGGAUAUCCCGGAUAUGGACUAUGAUGAUGAUGAGGAUGAGGAGGAUGAGCGUGGCGGAAUGGAUUAUGAUGUUGACGGUAUGAGUAGCAGUGGAGACGAGGACGAUGACAGUAGUGACUACGAUGAGGACGAUGACGGUGAGAUCGGCGAUCCCGAUGAGGGCCUUGACUCAGACGAGAUUGAUGAAUCAGAGGAUCAAUUCAUCAUGCAGAGAUUCGAUUGGGAGGAUGACCAGGAUCCAGAUCGGGAGCGCAAACUAGCGCGGGCUCGAAGGGCUGCUGAGGCUGCGGCGGCGGCGGCACGGGCAGCAGAGCCCUUCAUACCUCCCGCUAGAUGGGGAGGUACACUUGCUUACCAAUCGGCAGCUCAGGGAGAUGGCGAUGAGAGUUCGGGAGAUGAGUUCGAGGAGGCCAGGAGACUUGUACGGGAAACAUUGGUAUCCAAGACAACGAACGGCGUCAAAGAUGCGGAUCAAAUCACUGAGAACAGUAGGAUGAAGGCAGCAACAUCAUCAGCAACAGCAACGACAGUUGUUUUGAAUGAUAGGACGACUACUACUACGGCGACGACGGCGAGGUCGCAAUCGGUUGAUACGCAUGUGUUCAAAAAGUCGAAGGUUGUGGUGGAUCUGACUGAAGAAAUCCAGGCCAAAAUUGUGGAGCAGGUGGAAGAGCCCCAAAUUAUUGAUCUGACAGCGGUGGAAGAAAGUACAGUUGUGACAGCAGCCAUGGAUGCGACAGCAGGCGUUGGCGCAGAGGCUGAGUCGGAGCCGGACUUACAGAUGCUUUGGGUGAUUGACACGGAGCCGAGUGCGAUCGUGCCUGAGGAAGAGCCGCUACCCCAGAUUCAGGAGACGUACAUCAACUUACCACCAGAGCCCGAGUUCACCGGACGGCCAGCCAAGAAGUCGCAUCGGUCGAAGCGGGGCGGUAAAAAGCUGCGCGAGGCGGAUCAGGAACGCAAGCAGAUCAAGGCGCUGAACGAGGCUGGUGAUGGGCAUAUUGCGCUAGAUGAAGUUGAGAGUGAAGUGGACGACGAUAUGCUGGCACUUGAGGACUACUUGCAGAAUACCACGGACCCUGAUAACCCUGAUUACUUCGACUCGUUCCUUGGAUCACUUACGUCGCUUCCUUCAGGAUUCGGUCACUCGAGCGAUAUUCGCGGUGGUCUGGAUGCGGACGACUCAGACUUUGAGGAGGAUGCCUCGGAGGACGAUAGUCAGGACGAUGAAGAUUUUGAUUUCACAGUAAAGUCAUCAGAGAGACGACGGAAACGCAAGGCCGACGAGCUGUUGUCCGGCGCAUUGGAUACCACAUUUGAUUCCGACUGGCCUGCUGGUGCGCCUUAUGGAUACGACUUUUAUGACCCUGAAGAGUUUGUGGGUAGGAAUGGACGGCGGCCGAGAGGGGGUACUGCAGCAGUUGUUCCUUAUGGCAACCACCUAGAAGCCCUCACAUCCAUCAAUGAUCAUAUCAAGGAGUUUGUCAAUAACCGUUCCAAGGUCAGUCUCGAGCUCCCUCCGCUGGCCAAGGCUCUUCGUCGACGCGUUCAUUUGUUGUGUGAGCAAUACAACCUCCGUUCUCAGAGCGUCGGUUCAGGCAAGAACCGCUUCCCUGUCCUCCUCCGGACAGAAAAGACCAAGAUGCCUCAGGCGCCCAUCGAUCUGCGCAAGUUUAUGAACGCCGGUUUCGGACCUCGCGUGCAGGCCGAGUUUGACAACCGAUGGGAUCGUAAGAGAGGUGCUGGUGGCAACCACCGACGUGAUGGAAAGAGAGGUGGUGGUCACGGCAAUGAUACCAACAAGGAUCCGAGGGAUUCGGCGCGUGCUGUCACUGGAAGUGUUGUUGGUGGCACUGCGUCGGAGAUCUCCAAGGAGAACGUUGGGCAUCGCAUGCUCGCGAAGAUGGGAUGGUCGCCGGGCGUUGGAUUAGGAGCCUCGGGAGAUGGUAUUACCAAGCCGAUCGAAGCCGUUGUCCGAGCCAAGCGCCGUGGACUCGGUCAUGAAUAA
This is a messenger RNA of Linnemannia hyalina, 2433 nucleotides long. The record is from the annotation of a GenBank genome assembly. Lineage: Eukaryota; Fungi; Mortierellomycota; Mortierellomycetes; Mortierellales; Mortierellaceae.